Vitis vinifera (wine grape) is the source of this 1084-nucleotide messenger RNA. RefSeq names its product large ribosomal subunit protein P1. Gene Ontology annotation, molecular function: ribonucleoprotein complex binding; structural constituent of ribosome; protein kinase activator activity. Gene Ontology annotation, cellular component: ribosome; cytosolic large ribosomal subunit. The transcript has 4 exons. The record is from RefSeq and is a predicted model, not a curated record. The coding region runs from base 474 to 809 and encodes 111 amino acids. Lineage: Eukaryota; Viridiplantae; Streptophyta; Magnoliopsida; Vitales; Vitaceae. Gene Ontology annotation, biological process: translational elongation; cytoplasmic translation.
AAAAAAAUCUAUCAAUAGCAUACAUAGAAGUAGAACGGGUAAAAGAUCAAAAUGUUGACAUCCUAAUUACCAAAUUAACCUUAGUAUUAUUUUUAUUUGGAAAGAUAAUUAUAUAUUAAAGCCCGGGCUUAGGUCGGGUCUUGGGCUUAGAGUUGAAUUCCCCCUGGUCUGAGCUUGUCCCCGAGCCCCAAUCAAGAGGAACAAAAGCUCGAUCAUCCCCGGCCCGUCCCACCUUUAAGUGACUGACAAAAACGAAGCCUAGUUUUGAAAAUUUUUCUUUGUUUACGUGGAGAGAUAUAAUUGGGCUGUGGAACUCACCAUAUUUAGGUGGGUGUAGAUUAGCGAAGCCUCCAAGCGUAUACCUUAAAAAUCAUCCAUAUCGAAACCCUGAAACCCUAGCGCCGGAGCGGCUUCGAGGCACAAACGAUCCUCUCUCCUCUCCACAUCCAUCAAGUAAUUUUCUGCUAGGAAGAAUGUCUAUUGGAGAGCAGGCUUGCACUCUCGCUAUAUUGAUUCUCCACGACGAUGGGAUUCCCGUUACUGCCGAGAAGAUCAGCACCUUGCUUAAAGCGGCCAAUGUGUCAGUAGAAUCAUACUGGCCGGGUCUGUUUGCUAAGCUUGUAGAGAAGAAGAGUGUAGAUGAUCUAAUCAUGAAUGUUGGUUCUGGUGGUGGUGGCGCACCCAUGGCUGUUGCUACCAUGGCUGGAGGCGGUGAUGCUGCAGGUGCAGCUGCACCUCCACCUGAGGAGAAGAAGGAGGAACCAAAGGAAGAGAGUGAUGAGGACAUGGGAUUCAGUUUGUUUGAUUAGGAGCUCCUUUCAGUAUGAAUAGUAUUUUGCAAUUUUAUGACUUCAUUUGUAGUUGCUCAGUAAAUUUGAAGCUGUCGUAUUUUUAUGUGAUGUUACCAGCACAGCAGACACUAGCUGGAAAAUUUUCGAUGUUUGGGUUGGAUUGUUUCUUAAUGUUAGUAUUUCAAACAAAAUAUGCGGAUGGGUGAAACUUGUCAAGCAUUGAGAUAAUGGCUUCCUAAAUGUGAUUCCACUCAUGAAUGGUCUUUAUAUCAUGUGCUUAUUUUUUUGGUUUA